This is a messenger RNA of Triticum aestivum (bread wheat), 2356 nucleotides long. RefSeq names its product putative pentatricopeptide repeat-containing protein At3g49142. The record is from RefSeq and is a predicted model, not a curated record. Gene Ontology annotation, biological process: RNA modification. NCBI's taxonomy places the organism in Eukaryota, Viridiplantae, Streptophyta, Magnoliopsida, Poales, Poaceae. The transcript has a single exon. The coding region runs from base 39 to 2027 and encodes 662 amino acids. Gene Ontology annotation, molecular function: protein binding; RNA binding; zinc ion binding.
AGUUUGCUGCGCGGGUUCCGCCGCGCCAAAAUAGUUUGAUGAACCUGUCGCGGAGCCUCCUGCGCCCGUCCCCGGCCGGCGGCCAGCACGGACUCCUCCACCUGGUAGACUCCUGCCGUGCCGCCGCCCACCUGCCCACCCUCCGCGCCGUGCACGCACGCCUACUGCUCCUCCAGCACCUCCCCUCCUCCGCCGUCGCCCGCGUCAAGCUCAUCCAGGCCUACGCCGCCUGCUCCGCGCUCCCCGCCGCCCGCGCCGUGCUCACCUCCUCCCCCGAUCGCACCACCGUCUUCUUCAACGUCCUCCUCCGCGCGCUCACGGCCGCAUCCCUCCACCGCGAGGCCCUCCUCCUCUUCGCCUCUAUGCGGUUGCAGGGCCCCUCCUGCUCCCCCGACCACUACACCUACCCGCUCGCUCUCAAGUCCUGCGCAGCGUCUGGUAGCCUUCGUCUCGGUGUCCAGAUCCAUGCAUCCAUUGCCAGGCUCGGUCUCGACGCGAAUCUCUUCGUGGCGCACUCGGUGAUCAGCAUGUAUGCACGGUGCGGCCGUCCGAACGAUGCCUACCAGGUGUUCGAUGAAAUGCAGCACCGGGAUGUCGUCUCUUGGAACGCCAUGAUCUCUGGGUUCGCUCACGCAGGCUUGUUUCAGAGGGCCGUGGUAAUUUUCAGGGAGUUUGUGGGGCUGCAGUGUACACAGCCUGAUGCUGGGACCAUGGCAAGCGUCCUUCCCGCCAUGGGUAAUGCCAAGGCAGAGGACAUCACAUUUGUGAGGGAGGUGUUUGAUAAGAUGCGGUUCAGAGGACUUAUUUCUUGGAAUGCUAUGCUGUCUAUAUAUGCUAUCAAUGGACUGCAUGUUAAGGCUGUGGAGCUGUUCGUGAGGAUGGAGAAGGAUUGGGUUGAGCCAGAUAGGAUGACAUUAGCAACUGUUCUUCCUUGUUGCGGACAGGUCUCAGCAUUUUCACUGGGGAAACAUAUCCAUGAAAUUAUCAAGAGGAAAAGAAUGUGCCCCAAUAUGUUGCUGGAAAAUGCCCUAAUGGACAUGUACGCCAACUGUGGAUGCUUGAAGGAUGCCAGGGAGGUAUUUGAUGCCAUGAGUUUGCGGGAUGUAGUAUCAUGGACUUCGAUCAUUUCUGCAUACGGUGUGCGUGGUCAUGGGACGGAAGCCAUCAAUCUGUUUGAGAACAUGCUAGGACAGGGUCUGGAACCGGAUUCUAUUGCCUUUGUUGCUGUUCUUGCAGCGUGUAGCCAUGCCGGCUUCUUGGAUGUUGGAAAGCGUUAUUUUGAUUGCAUGACUAGUAGAUAUCAGAUAACCCCCAAAGCUGAGCACUAUACAUGUAUGGUGGAUCUUCUCGGACGUGCUGGGUGUAUAAGCGAGGCAUAUGAUUUCAUUUUGGCGAUGCCUAUCAAGCCAAAUGAAAGAGUCUGGGGAGCCUUAUUAGGAGCUUGUCGGAUUCACUCCAAUAUGGACAUUGGGUUGUUAGCAGCAGACAGUUUGUUCAGAAUGGUGCCCGAUCAGACGGGAUACUAUGUGCUAUUAUCGAAUAUUUAUGCUAGGGCUGGACGAUGGGCAGAUGUUACCUCGGUGAGAAGUGUCAUGGCAAGCAAAGGUAUCAAGAAAUUGCCUGGUGCUAGCAAUGUUGAGAUAGGAGAUCAGGUUCACACAUUUCAUGUUGGUGAUAGAUCUCAUCCACAAUCAGAAAUGAUCUACAAAAAGUUGGAAGAGUUGUUAGGAAGGAUCAGGGGAAUGGGUUAUAACCCAGGAGUCGAGGGUACACUUCAUGAUGUUGAAGAGGAAGAGAAGGAGGGCCAUCUUUCAGUGCACAGUGAAAAAUUGGCUAUUGCGUUUGUUCUUAUAAACACUAGUCCAGGGACACCCAUUAGAAUAACAAUGAAUCUCAGAACGUGUAGUGAUUGCCAUCAUGCUGCAAAACUCAUUUCAGCUAUCACAGAUAGAGAGAUUAUCCUUAAAGACAUCAACAGGUUCCACCAUAUAGUACAAGGAGUGUGCUCAUGUGGGGACUAUUGGUAACCAAGUAUAAGAUUAUCACAUAGUGCAUUCUUAACAUCAAGUUGGUCUGAUUGAUGAGGGAAGACCUUAGUAAGAAGAUUGGCAACUUGUGUGAUUUCUGGGUUGACUGAGAUGGUAAUUGCAUGUGCAACAUUUCGUUCAUAAAUGCAGCAUCCAUGUGCUACUCUGCAUUACCAGAGUCAAAAAGAAAAUACGAAGACUCAUCCAGGGAGUGAGCAUCUAAUUUUCUGAUUUGAUUAUUGGUUCAGUAAAAGCAACAACUAGAAAGUGUUGUUGUUUUCAAGACCCAUGCAAUGCAAGCUACUCCCUCGGUUCCAAAAUAGAUGACU